This is a messenger RNA of Paramecium tetraurelia, 1776 nucleotides long. RefSeq lists its product as uncharacterized. NCBI's taxonomy places the organism in Eukaryota, Ciliophora, Oligohymenophorea, Peniculida, Parameciidae. The record is from RefSeq and is a predicted model, not a curated record. The transcript is spliced from 2 exons.
AUGUUUUUAAUAAAAUACACUGAGACUUUAGAUCAUGAUAUUGAUGAUAUUGAUACGGUUAUUAGUUUAUACUAGACCCAUGAGAGAUUGAUUACUGAAAAUCUAAUCAAAAUUGUACUCCCUUCUUUUAAGAAAAUCGACUUUUUUGAGAAACACAGGCCUUAGGAAAUUUCACUCGAAGAUUUCAUCCGCAAAGCCAUUCCCUACUUCAGAUAUGAGGAGUAUUCCUUUGGAGAAAUCCUAUAUAACAUAGGAGAGGAAAAAUAAAAAUUGUUCAUUGUGUUGGAAGGAUCAGCUAUGGAAUUUGUUCCUAUUAAAAAAGAACAUCUUGUUGUUUAACAGUGUAGCACACCAGUCAACCAAAAAAGCAAAAGACCUGCCCGUUAGAUCGAAAUAUGGGAACUUGUUAUGCGCAUGUAAUAUCAUAAUCCUCUUUAUUGGAAAGGUGGAUAAGUUUAGUUCCAACAAAAUGAAGUUUAUAAAGUAGGCUAGCAUUUUGGAGACCUAUCAAAUGACGAAAAUGCUAAGGAGACUGUAAUUGCCAGUAGCUAAUUAUUGUGCAUUUCAAUGAAAAAGUCAGACUAUAAGUUAUUAUUUGGAAGAGAAUUGGCUUAAACAAGAAAAAAUUUAGAUUUCUUUAAAAAUUUAUUUCAUAAUGUUAGUGAAAACAAAUUGUUGUAAUUUAUUAAUUUUACAAAAUAAAUUUCCUUUGAACCCAAAUAUCAAUUAUGGCAAAAAGGAGAUGAACCAAAAUUUAUGAUUUUUGUAAUUGAUGGUCUAGUUGAAACCUAUCACUACGAAAACAUCAACAUAGGAAAAUCCUUAACAAGAAGAUCCAAAAUCUCAAUUAGAACAUAAUCAACUGGAUGUUUGGUUGGAGCAGAGGAAAUUAUUUAAAAAUCAUAAACUCGUGAAUAUAGCUGCCAAUGCAUUAGUAAAACAGAGGCAUUUCUUAUUAGAAAGGAAUAACUAGCACUUCUCACAUAAAAGUUUUAUGAAAUCUUUCGCCAAAUGAAUUUAAUAUUAUCCAAAAAUAUAUAAUUGACUACUGAAAGAAAGAGGGAAAUCUAUAAAAAUACUCCCUUGAGAGAUAGUAGAAGGUUAUCUUUAUAAAAUACAAAUUCUCAACCAAACACUGCUGAAAAUAAUUGCAUAGAAAAUUAUUAUUGUACUCCAAGAAAAAUAACUAAAGAUAAGAUAAGAUCCUCUAUUAAAGGUGCUUUAAACUUAAAAGAAAUUGUCAAAGAAAAUUAAUAGAUGUCAAAAUCAUAAUAAAAUUUGGCUAAUACUAUUUAUCCAAUCGAAAAUUCAGAACACUAUGAAAUUAUGUUAAGGUUUUUAUCCAAUGGGUCAUAGAAUUAAAAUGCUCAAAUUAAAAAUCCUUUAUAAUUUCAAAACUGUUUAGAAAAAAUUAAAAAGAAAAUUUACUCUAAAAAGUUCAAUUCCCAAAAAAAGUUCCUUUUCUCACCUUAAAUUUAGGUUUCUAAACUUAAUUGUGAAGAUCCAAACUCUCAACCAGUCUCUCCCAUGCCAUUAGACAAUGCUACUCUAAGGAAUAGACUUCAAUCAAGAUGUUUUGAAAAUAAUUCAAACAAUAAAUCAACAACCACUUAAAUUUUUAGUGCAAGAUAAUCUUAAAUCGACUUUGAACCUCAUCAAAAUGAUGAUACAAAAAGUUGUGCUUAAUUUCGAAAUUUCUUUUAAAUAACUAAACCAUUAUUUUUUGUAAAAUCAAAGGAUGAUCGAUUAUUAUCCCAAUAAACAGAUAGGAAGUGA